This is a messenger RNA of Talpa occidentalis (Iberian mole), 1055 nucleotides long. RefSeq names its product G-patch domain containing 11 (gene GPATCH11). NCBI's taxonomy places the organism in Eukaryota, Metazoa, Chordata, Mammalia, Eulipotyphla, Talpidae. Gene Ontology annotation, cellular component: kinetochore. The coding region runs from base 168 to 953 and encodes 261 amino acids. The record is from RefSeq and is a predicted model, not a curated record. Gene Ontology annotation, molecular function: nucleic acid binding. The transcript has 9 exons.
GACCCGCCGGCCUCCGGUUUCGCCAAUUCAUUGCACGCGGAAAUUCUGCGGGGACUGUAACCCCGGACGUCACGCGCAGGUUGCUGGGCGCAUGCGCAGUGCGUGCUUUCGGGAGCGGCCCCUGGGCGACUAGAGCGGCCAGAUAUUAUUGUCGCCUGAAGCUCAACAUGGCAGAAGAAGAGGACUAUAUGUCUGAUUCCUUCAUCAAUGUCAAGGAAGAUGUCAGACCGGGAUUGCCAAUGCUCAGACAAAUCCGAGAAGCCCGUCGGAAAGAAGAAAAGCAACAGGAAGCUAAUUUGAAAAAUAGACAGAAGAGUUUAAAAGAAGAAGAACAAGAAAGACGUGACAUUGGGUUGAAGAAUGCACUAGGCUGUGAAAACAAAGGGUUUGCUUUGCUCCAAAAAAUGGGAUAUAAAAGUGGUCAGGCCCUUGGCAAGAGUGGUGAUGGUAUUGUCGAACCUAUUCCACUCAAUGUCAAAACAGGAAAAAGUGGCAUUGGUCAUGAUACAUUAUUAAAACGGAAAGCUGAGGAAAAAUUAGAAAACUACAGAAGAAAGAUUCACAUGAAAAACCAAGCUGAAGAACGAGCUGCAGAAGACUUUCGAAUGCGACUUAAAACUAAGCAAGAUGAAAUGAAGCUGGAAGGUGACCUCAGAAGAAGCCAGCGAGCCUGUCAACAACUGGAUACUCAGAAGAAUAUCCAGGUUCCCAGGGAGGCAUGGUACUGGUUGAGGCUUGAAGAGGAAACUGAAAAAGAGGAAGAGGAAGAAAAAGAACAAGAUGAAGACGAAUAUACGAGUGAAGAUUUAAGUGUCCUGGAAAAACUACAAAUAUUGACUAGUUACUUAAGAGAAGAACAUUUGUAUUGUAUUUGGUGUGGGACAGCCUAUGAAGAUAAAGAAGACUUGUCUUCAAAUUGUCCAGGACCCACGUCUGCAGAUCACGAUGACUGAGAUUAUUCUCAAUAAAGCCGAAACUUAAAAAAUAUUGUCUCCUAAAGAUCCUUGAGCAUUUAAAAUUCGCAAUUUUUGGUGCCAGUAUGAAAAAAGAGCCUU